Sphaeroforma arctica JP610 is the source of this 183-nucleotide messenger RNA. RefSeq lists its product as hypothetical. The coding region runs from base 1 to 183 and encodes 60 amino acids. The transcript has 2 exons. Lineage: Eukaryota; Ichthyosporea; Ichthyophonida. The record is from RefSeq and is a predicted model, not a curated record.
AUGUUUCAGAUCGGCAAGACCAAAGUGCUGAGUGAUGUGGACGAUACAUUAGUGUGCAGUGGAGGGGAUCGCAUUGCGGGGAUUGACUUCUCCAUCCCACGCAAAGCCCUUUAUCCGGGUGUUCUACUGUUCUAUAGAUUGCUGGAAAUGGGCGAUACAGGCAGUGCAGGUAAACUUAUAUGA